Molecule: messenger RNA, 4040 nt
Organism: Galleria mellonella (greater wax moth)
Lineage: Eukaryota; Metazoa; Arthropoda; Insecta; Lepidoptera; Pyralidae
Product: GATA zinc finger domain-containing protein 14-like
Exons: 3
Coding region: 82-2640 (852 amino acids)
Source: RefSeq, a predicted model, not a curated record
UUGUUUUCUUACUUGUAGUGAACCAAUCAACUUCAUACGUACAAAGCAAAUAAUUAGUGUAAUAUAUUCAGCCAUCUGAUAAUGGUUUUAAUUUUAGGAACAUUUACGGCGCUACUCUCAAUUUCUUGUGUCCAAUCAUAUGGAAAUAUCGAUCAACGCAUUAUUAAAACCGUUCUACUAAAUUGCCCAGACGGACAAGUGCGGGUUAAUGGAGAAUGUCUCGAUAUAUUGAACGAUACGUGGAAGAACAAUGAUGUAUCAAAACACACCAGUAAUUCGCGUGAUGUCAUUCAAAACGAUAUAUGGAAAAACACCGAUAAUUCCAAGAAUAUGAUUACAGUACCAUCAAACUGUCCACAAGGCCAAGAAUAUGUAAACGGACAAUGUCAUGAUAUAUGGAAAUACAGAGACGUAUUAACGUGGAAAAAUAAUGAUUUUACUAAAAGUGCUCUUAGUAUUUCGUCUGACCCGUUUUACAAUAACAAAGAAGAAAAUACUAAUACCCCGAAAAACAUUAUUACCGUUCCGCCAAAUUGCCCACCUGGCCAGGAAUUUGUAAACGGACAAUGUCGAGAUGUAUGGAAAAAUAAUUACGCAAGUGCCAACAGUAAAACUUCUGAUCUAACUUACAACAAUAAAAAAGAACAUGUCAAUACCCCCAAAAAUAUAAUUACCGUUUCACCAAACAACAAUGGUCUCAAUAACAUAAUUACAGUACCAUCAAUCUGUACACCGGCUCAAGAAUAUAUCAAAGGACAGUGUCAAGAUAUAUGGAAAAACAACAAUCGUCCCAAUAAUGUAAUUACGGUACCACCAAACUGUCCUCCGGGUCAAGAAUACGUAAAUGGACAGUGCCGAAAUAUAUGGAAAAACAACAACGGUCCCAAUAAUGUAAUUACGGUGCCACCAAACUGUCCACCAGGUCAAGAAUAUGUAAAUGGACAGUGCCGAGACAUAUGGAAAACCAACAAUAAUCCCCAUAACGUAAUUACGGUACCACCAAACUGUCCUCCGGGUCAAGAAUACGUAAACGGACAGUGCCGAGACAUAUGGAAAACCAACAAUAAUCCCAAUAAUGUAAUUACGGUGCCACCCAAUUGUCCGCCAGGUCAAGAAUAUGUAAACGGACAGUGCCGAGACAUAUGGAAAACCAACAAUAAUCCCCAUAAUGUAAUUACGGUACCACCAAACUGUCCUCCGGGUCAAGAAUACGUAAACGGAAAGUGCCGAGACAUAUGGAAAACCAACAACGGUCCCAAUAAUGUGAUUUCGGUGCCACCAAACUGUCCUCCGGGUCAAGAAUACGUAAACGGACAGUGCCGAGACAUAUGGAAAACCAACAAUAAUCCCCAUAAUGUAAUUACGGUACCACCAAAUUGUCCUCCGGGUCAAGAAUACGUAAACGGACAGUGCCGAGACAUAUGGAAAACCAACAAUAAUCCCAAUAAUGUGAUUACGGUGCCACCCAAUUGUCUGCCAGGUCAAGAAUAUGUAAACGGACAGUGCCGAGACAUAUGGAAAACCAACAAUAAUCCCCAUAAUGUAAUUACGGUACCACCAAACUGUCCUCCGGGUCAAGAAUACGUAAACGGAGAGUGCCGAGACAUAUGGAAAACCAACAACGGUCCCAACAAUGUGAUUACGGUGCCACCAAAUUGUCCACCGGGUCAAGAAUAUGUAAACGGACAGUGCCGAGACAUAUGGAAAACCAACAAUAAUCCCCAUAAUGUAAUUACGGUACCACCAAACUGUCCUCCGGGUCAAGAAUACGUAAACGGACAGUGCCGAGACAUAUGGAAAACCAACAAUAAUCCCAAUAAUGUGAUUACGGUGCCACCAAAUUGUCCGCCAGGUCAAGAAUAUGUAAAUGGACAGUGCCGAGACAUAUGGAACAACAUUAGUCCUAACAAUGUGAUUACAGUACCACCAAACUGUCCGCCGGAACAAGAAUAUAUAAACGGACAAUGUCGCGAUAUAUGGAAAGGUUGCCCUUCAGGUCACGAAUAUAUAAAUGGACGCUGUCAUAUUAUUUGGGACAAUACUGAGGUACAGAGAAACUAUCCACCAAGACAAAUGUGUAUGAAUGGUAAAUGUAGUGAUGCCAGUUAUAAUGUGAUUAGUCCUAAUAAUGUGAUUACUGUUCCCCCAAAUUGUCCACCGGGACAAGUACUUGUGAAUGGGCAAUGCCGUGAUAUUUGGUUAUGGUUACAAAACGGACUACAAUUUGGUAUAAAGAGUCACGGAGCAAGCAUUCAGAACAGAUUCCCACAAAAAUGUACACUUAACCAACUGUGGUGGAAUGGUUUAUGUCUAGAUAUGUACCAAAAUCAAGCUAUGAAUCCUACGGGCUCUAAUAAUAUUCAAUCUAUGUGUUUGUUUGGAGAAGAAUACAUUAAAGGAAAAUGCAUUGGAAUGAACUCAUUGACAAAUGAACUACGGUCAUCCAAACUUUGGACUUCAAUUGUAACCAAAUUCGAUAUCUUUAAUACACAACGAAAGAAAAGACAAUCAGAGGACGUAGAAGAGGAGCCUAAACAGACUGAACCCAUUGCAAUUGACAGAAAAAUUUUUAACGUUCCCUACCAAUGUCCCGAUGGAUACAGGCCUGAUGCUCUCGGUUACUGUCGUCCUGUUUUCUAAGAGUCGAAUUUGUAGUACUCUAUUUAACUUAAUUUGAUUUAAACACGGCAGUAAAUGCUAAAUACCUAACUAUUAAACCUAACUAUUAAAUGCCUACUUAAUGGACUAAAAUGUAUAGAAUAUUUAUUUAUGUAAUUUAGACAAUAGUAAUUAGGUAAUAAUUAUUUGUACUUAUACCUACGGACUACAGCAAGUAAUAGGUGUAUUUAAUAAUUUACUACAGCAUGGACCGAUAGUAUACGAUUUCAUCCUCAAUGAGCAAAAAAGAUAUGGCGACACACAUUUUUAAUUUUCCACAACAUUAACUUGUACAAUUCCAUAAAUUUUGUUCUUCUUAUCUGUUAUACUUAUUGUGACGCUAUUACUCUUAUGUUUACAUCGUAUGAAGAUGGCUAUCCCAUCUCCAUUCUUUGGCCGCUUCGUUAUACAUAUAUGAAGAUCUUUAACGUAGCUCACCAAACGAUGUCUUUACAUGUUCUUGGAAGUAGUAAGUGAGGGACGUCACAUUUAAAUAAUCUGAACAUAAAUUUUAAAAUUCAAAUGUUUAGGUGACGCUAAAGUACGUAUAAUAUUGAGAUACAUAUAAGCGUAGAAGUAACCUACCUAUUACUAUUAAAUACUUGAACCUUCUUAUAAUUUACCGUAGCACGGUACAAUAUGUAUUAUACGAUUUUAAUGCACGCAGAGUCGAGCUUAAUAUAUCUAGCAUCGCUGGCUAUGAUUAUAUCGCAGCGCCUCUGAGCAAAAUAUUAAUGAUAGCGCCUGGCUGCUUUGCUAAAUGAUGACGAUAUAAUAGGAAAUCAAAAUUCCCAUAUAAAUGCUUUUAAAUUUCCAUGCACGUCCACGAUAACGGCAUCGAAGAAAAUAUAAAUCUCUAUACAAUGCAUUUACUUUGCUCUACUAUUAUUAUUAUAUACGGACUACUCGUAUAUCGUAACUGAUAUCUCGUAUUAUAUUGUAUCAUUAUAAAAUCGUACCAUAUCGUUCCAUAGGUACUACGAUAAGUAGGUACUUAAUCAUUAGCGCCCAUUAUUUGGUACUUCCGCAAUCCGUAGAUUUACAAAUUAUUAUUUAUAAUCUAUUAUAUAUAUAUUAGAUAAAUAUUCUACAAUACCAAUACUUAACAUUGGUAUUGAUGCUUUAUAUAUGAUUACUUUACAUAAAUUUAUUAUAAAAUUCUUAUUUAAUUAUAUGUAUAUUAUAAUUUUUAUACUAGAUAAGUUAAAUUAAGUGUUUUAUUUAAUUAACAUAAAUAAAAUCAUUUAAACUUUGAUCAAAAUAAAAAUUUAACAUAAUAUAAUUAUACACAUACAUUACAAAAUCAACGUCACUGUGCUCAGUAUAUAUACUUGAAAGUAGGCAGAUGUGUAUUUGUAAAAAUAAAUUAUUUGUACUUGCGA